Lactuca virosa is the source of this 444-nucleotide messenger RNA. The record is from the annotation of a GenBank genome assembly. Lineage: Eukaryota; Viridiplantae; Streptophyta; Magnoliopsida; Asterales; Asteraceae.
AUGUACAAUCCUAUUAAGCUUAAAAUGAAAGCGUUGGCUUCAUCAUCGCCACCAGACAUCUCACACUAUAAACCGGAUCGAGGAUUUUGUUCAGAUUAUUUAUACGCUUUUGGACAAUCAGUUAGUCAAUCCCGAUUCCAUGCGAUGUAUAUAUGGUUCAUGAUCAUAUGGAAACUGGAUGAUUUUCUUAAUUAUCACAUUCUUCUUUUUCAACGGAUUUUGUGUAAUUUGGUUGAUGGUGGCAGCGAAACAUCCAUCUAUGUCAAAAUUGAAAGGAGAGGUAAGAGUCCAAGAUUGAAAGGUGAAAAAAAGGGGCUCUUUGCUACAAGAUCACCACAUCCAUACCUAAUUGGUCCUACAGUAGCAAAAGUAAAAUAUAUCACCACAUUGUGUCAAUUACAUUAUGCAUAUGCUCAAGUUGAAAGACAUGUGAGGAUGCCUUGA